Molecule: messenger RNA, 204 nt
Organism: Anisakis simplex (herring worm)
Lineage: Eukaryota; Metazoa; Nematoda; Chromadorea; Rhabditida; Anisakidae
Source: the annotation of a GenBank genome assembly
AUGGACGAUGAGAUGGAAUCGCAUGCAAUCAACUUGGCAAUUGAAGCCAUUUCAAUAUUUCCCGGUGAGAAGAUGAAAAUAGCGAAGUAUAUCGCGAAUGCGUUCGAAGCCAACUAUGCAUCGUUGUGGCAUUGUAUUGUGAGUGAUGGUCAUAUGCGUUUCUAUGUGCGCUAUGAUGCCGAUAAUCAUAUCUAUUUUGCUAUC